Molecule: messenger RNA, 1149 nt
Organism: Limulus polyphemus (Atlantic horseshoe crab)
Lineage: Eukaryota; Metazoa; Arthropoda; Merostomata; Xiphosura; Limulidae
Product: protein Wnt-7b-like
Exons: 5
Coding region: 1-1149 (382 amino acids)
Biological process (GO): neuron differentiation; multicellular organism development; canonical Wnt signaling pathway
Cellular component (GO): extracellular region
Molecular function (GO): cytokine activity; frizzled binding
Source: RefSeq, a predicted model, not a curated record
AUGACCAGUGACUCCAAGAAAGCUGCGAAUUUGUCUUCUACUCCAAUAAUCCACAGUGACAUUGAUGUUGGGUACAAGUUGCACACAAUAAACAGCUGUGGACUUGCUAUAGCUACAGACACUUAUGUUCAUAUGUAUAAUCAAGUUGCUCUGAGUGGACUCUCGACUAUUCCUUCCGUUGUAGCUUUCAGUGCUAGACUGCUAUGUGACAAAAUCCCUGGACUAACACGUGGUCAGCGACGAAUCUGUUUUCAAGAUCCAGACCUACUGAUUACUAUUGGAAACGGUAUUAGAAAAGGCAUUAAUGAAUGCCAGCGUCAGUUUCAGGGCCACAGAUGGAACUGUACCAGCAUAGGUAGCAACACUGUGUUCGGUCAUGUGAUUGUGAUAGGCAGUCGAGAAGCAGCCUAUAUGUACGCCAUCAGUUCAGCUGGUGUGACAUAUACAGUAACGAAUGCGUGCAGCCAAGGUACAAUUGGCGGUUGUGGGUGUGGCGUUAGCAGCGAGAGUCUCAGGCACAGAGCAAAUUGGAAGUGGGGUGGAUGUUCUGUUAACAUCAAAUAUGGCAUGAAAGUCGCCCAGAAGUUUCUGAAAUCUCGCGAAGUUGAAGAAGAUGGUCGUUCGUUGAUGAAUCUGCAUAACAACAGGGCUGGUCGAAAGGCAGUCAAACGGAGCUUGUUGACAGAAUGCAAGUGUCAUGGCGUCUCAGGUUCUUGUACCAUUCGCACUUGCUGGAAGACUUUGCACUCGUUCAGCCAUAUUGGUGACUUUUUAAUGAAAAAGUAUCGAAAAUCGAAGAAAGUAGUUCUUUCCCUGAGCGAGAAAAAGGGAUUUUCGCAUUCACUACAUCUACGCGUGCGCAGGUCUAAGAUGUUUGAUUCUAAGCCGAAAUCCAAUGAUCUUGUUUAUUUACAAAGCUCUCCAAACUACUGCGAAACAAAUUUGUCCGUUGGAUCACCUGGGACCGUAGGGCGGCGCUGUAAUCGAACAUCUAAAGAUUACGAUGGAUGCAGCUUGAUGUGCUGUGGACGGGGUUAUAACACCCAUCUGUUUAGACGAACCAGGCAAUGCAACUGUAAAUUCCACUGGUGCUGUGACGUAAGAUGCAACACAUGUAGUGAAAGAUCAGAAAUGUACACGUGUAAGUGA